This is a messenger RNA of Colletotrichum phormii, 702 nucleotides long. RefSeq names its product oxidoreductase. The record is from RefSeq and is a predicted model, not a curated record. The transcript has a single exon. Lineage: Eukaryota; Fungi; Ascomycota; Sordariomycetes; Glomerellales; Glomerellaceae. Gene Ontology annotation, cellular component: cytoplasm; nucleus. Gene Ontology annotation, molecular function: hydrolase activity. Gene Ontology annotation, biological process: secondary metabolite biosynthetic process. The coding region runs from base 1 to 702 and encodes 233 amino acids.
AUGGUCACAUCACUCAAAAGGUCGCCAUCACGGGCAAUUCUCUGCAUUCAUGGCGGUGGUGCUUCCCCCGACAUAUUCCGUUUUCAGCUCGCUGGCUUCCGCGCGGCUCUCAAAGAGGAUUUCGAGUUCGUGUUUGCUACCGGGCCCCACGUCGCGGUCCCCGGUCCAGACGUCCUCCCCUUCUUUGCCGGCAUGAAGUCAUUCUAUUCCUGGUUUCGCAAGGGCGCAACCGACACCGAAGGGGAAGUUGCCGUGUUCAACGAAGCCAUCAAGAUGGCAGUUGAGGACUGGCAGCUGGAGAACGAACACGUCAAGAUCGUCGGGGUCUUAGGCUUCUCGCAGGGCGGGCUGGCGAGUACGGUCUUGCUGUGGGAGCAGGAGAUGGAACUGCUGCCGUGGCUCCCACGAUUGGAGUUUGGAGUGUUGGUCUGCUGCGCUUAUAGUGAUGUCGCGACAGAUUACAUCCGCGGCAAGUCAGACGGCGGUGAGAUUGCCAAAAUUUCGGUGCCAACGUUGCAUCUACAUGGGAGUCAGGAUUGCAACCUCGGACAGGCAAGAGACACUCUUGCAACGCAUUAUUCUUCGAAUGCCUCUCACGUCAUCAAUUUCGAAGGGGGACAUCAUAUUCCUCAGAAAAGGGAGGAUAUUGUGAAGAUGACGAACCACAUUCGACACCUUGGUAAAACGGACAACAUGCACUAG